Ochlerotatus camptorhynchus is the source of this 545-nucleotide messenger RNA. Its product is annotated as ubiquinol-cytochrome c reductase complex assembly factor 2. Gene Ontology annotation, biological process: mitochondrial respiratory chain complex III assembly. Bases 113 to 433 code for a protein of 106 amino acids. The transcript is spliced from 2 exons. The record is from RefSeq and is a predicted model, not a curated record. Gene Ontology annotation, cellular component: mitochondrial matrix. NCBI's taxonomy places the organism in Eukaryota, Metazoa, Arthropoda, Insecta, Diptera, Culicidae.
UCUCCGGGAUUUCGGAAAAUGUGUUGCGGUCGGAUUAGAUCCUGCUCUGCGGAAUAACUCCUGUGAAAAUUACGUAACUUUAAGACCACCCACUACCCCCCAUCUUCAGAUCAUGUCCCAGCACUACAACCGCUUUCUCAAACUGUUGGAACGUUGGCCUGUCGAUCAGAGCAAGAUUGGCCGUGAUCUAGGGCAGUACCUUCGCGAUCAGCUGAAAGCCGUUCUCGGUGGAACGAACAUAAUAGCUGUGAAAGACGAGCGACUCAUCAAGCAGUAUCAGUCGCUGGAAAACAUUGUCAACGACGUACAUCUGCGGGCUCAUCCCCGCUCGCUCAGUUCGACGGCAACCGGAUUGUCCGGAGAGCACUGCCGCGAAGUGCUAUCCUCGGAGUUUCUAGAGCAUCUAAACAAGAAGGGUGUUUUCGAAAAGUAGGAACAGGAUGGCUCUUGGAAGAAUGGCCAGUAGGUUAAGUCUAGUAUUAGGUGGAAGGAGGUGGACGAAUACGCAAGCUGCUCCCCAUAUUCCGGUGAUGGCUGUGGAGACG